AUGGGGUCAUCACAGUCAGUAAUCACCACUCUUGAGGCCGUACUCAGACAGUGGGAUAUCAAACUUGGACAAAGGACGUUAAAGAAUUUUGUGAAAGAGGUGGAUAGGGUCGCUCCCUGGUAUGCCGUGUCAGGCUCUCUGACCCUUGCCUCCUGGAACAAACUGGGGAAAGACCUAGAGGGCCACUGCGACAACAAAGAACUUAGACAGGGGACCCUUGCUAUUUGGAAACUCAUUAAGAACUGUAUACAAGAUGAAAAUUGUAGGGCGGUAGUUGAGAGUGGACGGGCUACCCUUGAGGAUAUUCAGGACAGCAUGUCAGAAACUGAACGUAGUGAGAGGAUGGGCACACGUAGGAAAAAGGUACCGAAACAAAAGGAAAAGGAACACCCUUCAGCUGAAGAAAAGAACCCUCCUAAUAAAGGAGAGAUACCCCCUAACGGGAAAAGCUCGCUUUACCCCAACCUAGAGGCACUGACUAUCGACAGUGCAGAGAGUUCCUCUGGGGACUCCGGUGAGGAGUCAUUAGAUUCUACAGAGGAGGCAGAGUUAGAUGAGGAAGCAGCAGAGUACGAGGCGGAGAGAUACCAUCCUGAUGAGCACAGAAUCAGAAAGCCUCUGAGGAAGAAAACGGUUCCCUCGGCCCCCUCAAUUCCUCCUCCCCAAUACGCUCCUCACUCGGGAUAUUCCCUGCUCUCAGAGAAAGUCAGGAAGAAGCUCAGGACAGCUUUCCCUGUUUUUGAAACAGAAAAUGGAGGGCGAGUGUACGCGCCUGUAGACUUUACUCAACUAAAAGAAUUGGCCGAAUCAGUUCACAAAUAUGGACCCAACGCCAAUUUUACUUUGGUACAAUUAGAUAGACUUGCCAGCAAUGCCUUAACUCCCGCAGAUUGGCAAGUGAUUGUUCAAGCAGCCCUUCCCAGCAUGGGUCAAUACAUGGAAUGGAAGGCGUUAUGGUACGAAGCCGCACAAAUACAGGCUCGCGCCAAUGCUGUCGCUCUCACUCCUGAACAGAGGGAAUGGAGAAUGGACUUGUUGACAGGCCAGGGAGCCUACGCUGCAGACCAAACCCGUUACUACUGGGGAGCCUACGCUCAGGUUGCAGCUACAGCCAUUAGGCAUGGAAGGCACUCCAAGAAAGGAGAGGCCAACACACAACUUACCAGGAUAGUUCAGGGGCCUCAAGAAUCUUUCUCAGACUAUGUGGCUAGAAUGACAGAGGCUGUGGGGCUUAUUUUUGGAGAUACUAGUCCGAUGGAGCCUCUGAUUCAACAAUUAAUCUUUGAACAAGCCACACAAGAAUGUCAUGCGGCCAUUGCCCCACGAAAACAUAAGGGACUUACAAGUUUUACAGAGGGCCUAUCGGCUGCAUGGGGCCGCCCUAAGCUCCUAAAAACUGACAAUGGUCCUGCUUAUACCUCUGCAAAGUUUCAACAAUUUUGCCGACAGAUGAACGUUACUCAUCUCAUGGGCCUCCCUUAUAACCCACGGGGCCAAGGAAUUGUUGAACGUGCUCACAGGACUUUAAAGUCUUAUCUACUUAAACAGAAGGAGAGUUUGAAAGACUCCUCCCCCCCCAUCCCUAGGGUAGCCGUUUCUAUGGCCCUCUUUACCCUUAAUUUUCUGAAUCUGGAUGACAAGGGAUAUACAGCUGCAGAAAGACACUGCUCUGAGCCUGACCAACCAAAGGAAUUAGUUAAAUGGAAGGAUGUGUUGUCUAACACGACUGUGCACAGUUGA
This is a messenger RNA of Grammomys surdaster, 1740 nucleotides long. RefSeq names its product igE-binding protein-like. NCBI's taxonomy places the organism in Eukaryota, Metazoa, Chordata, Mammalia, Rodentia, Muridae. Gene Ontology annotation, biological process: viral process; DNA integration. Gene Ontology annotation, molecular function: nucleic acid binding; structural molecule activity. The record is from RefSeq and is a predicted model, not a curated record.